AUGUCGUCAGAAAAGUGGAUAAAGUUGACUUUCGGGCUCCAAAUUGAGGAUCGGGGCGAGGUAACAUACCGAUACAGAUUCAUAAUUGUUGCCGAACUUGGUAAAGCUUGUUCAAUGCUUGUGUUGCUUCCGUUUCGAUUUUUCAUUCUGAAGGAUGAAUGGAACCGGUGCACCUCCGCCGCAAUUUUGUAUAACUGUGUAAAGGCGAUGAAGCCGGCUAUAGGUGAUGAUAAAGAACUGUUCCAUUGGCCUUCUGGACCAUGGCCCUGCUCCAAGCUUUCGUUGCUGAUACCCGACAAGAAUGAUGCAUGGCAAACCUUUGGUAUAUUGCUAGACCACCUACCAGUCAAUCCCGAAAAUACUCUACCAGACACAUCGCGAGUUCUACAGAUCCCUAGUAUUUCUACGCCUAGUGGUAGUGGUAGUCGAAUUUCGGAACAAGAUUCGAACGGUCUGUGGCGCAUGCCAACUGUGCCUACUUUCACAUCCUGGGAAUUUAUCUUUGGUGAAAACAUCGGUAGGAUGUCGGGUCGGACUGGACAUCAAACGAUAGUUAUCGACGGUGUUACAGGUACCAACGUUUUUGACAGCCUAAUCGUGCCUCGGCCUACAGAUGUGUUUCUCGCGUUGUACUUCCAAACUCGAUGUGUCUAG
Molecule: messenger RNA, 654 nt
Organism: Penicillium angulare
Lineage: Eukaryota; Fungi; Ascomycota; Eurotiomycetes; Eurotiales; Aspergillaceae
Exons: 3
Coding region: 1-654 (217 amino acids)
Source: RefSeq, a predicted model, not a curated record